Molecule: messenger RNA, 2059 nt
Organism: Oncorhynchus nerka (sockeye salmon)
Lineage: Eukaryota; Metazoa; Chordata; Actinopteri; Salmoniformes; Salmonidae
Product: NF-kappa-B inhibitor-interacting Ras-like protein 1
Exons: 4
Coding region: 159-737 (192 amino acids)
Biological process (GO): canonical NF-kappaB signal transduction; Ral protein signal transduction
Molecular function (GO): GTPase activating protein binding; GTP binding; GTPase activity
Source: RefSeq, a predicted model, not a curated record
CAGAAAAUCAUUGGAACUUCCUUGUCAAAAGAGAAUGGAUGUUGUGAUUUUAGCUAGCUAAAUAACUUCAAAGUUGGUUAGCGACCAAGUUUACUCCAAUAAUAAUUGUAAUCUCUCCGUUUGGCCAACUCUUACACCAAGGUUUUCGCGUAUUCGAAAUGGGGAAAGGGUGCAAAGUUGUGGUGUGUGGUUUGGCAUCUGUAGGAAAAACAGCCAUCCUUGAACAGCUGUUAUAUGGUAAUCACGCAGUUGGUUCAGAGUCCACUGAGACCCAGGAGGAUGUGUAUGUGGCGUCGGUGGAGACAGACCGCGGUGUGAAGGAACAGUUACGUCUCUAUGACACCAGGGGGCUCCAUGACGGCCUGGACCUUCCCAAGCACUACUACUCGGUGGCAGACGGCUUUGUGCUGGUCUACAGCGUGGACAGCCUGGAGUCCUUCAAGAAGGUAGAUGUCCUCAAGAAGGAGAUAGACAAAUCCAGAGACAAGAAAGAGGUGAUGGUGAUCGUGCUAGGGAACAAGACGGACCUGCGUGAGCUUCGUCAGGUGGAGCACGAGGCAGCGCAGCAGUGGGCGCGGGGGGAGAAGGUCAAGCUCUGGGAGGUCAGCGUCACAGAGAGGAACUCUCUCAUUGAACCCUUCACUAUGCUCACCAGCCGCCUCACACAGCCUCAGAGCAAGUCUGCCUUCCCUCUUCCAGGACGCAAGAGCAAGGGCACGACGUCCAACGACAUCUGAACUGUACUCAACCUUGAGCGUACCUAAGAUCCAAGUACUUCGGGGGAGGGGGAGAUGUCAGAGUAGGAUCGAUGAGUUAGCCAACUUACAUUAAUAUUCUGACUUCAUGUCAAGAUAGAUUGCCAUGAAAUAUGGGCAAAGACAUAGUAACUGACUCGACAACCAACAAGCUAUUAAAUUCCCUUAAAAUAAAGCUUUUCUAUUUUUUUUAAAUACAAUUGAAGUCAGAAGUUUACAUACACCUUAGCCAAAUACAUUUAAACUCAGUUUUUCAGAAUUCCUGACAUUUAAUCAGUUAGGAUCACCACUUUAUUUCAAGAAUGUGAAAUGUCAGAAUAAUAGUAGAGUGAUUUAUUUCAGCUUUUAUUUCUUUCAUCACAUUCCCAGUGGGUCAGAAGUUUACAUACAAUCAAUUAGUAUUUGGUAGCAUUGCCUUUAAAUUGUUUAACUUGGGUCAAACGUUUUGGGUAGCCUUCCACAAGCUUCCCACAAUAAGUUGGGUCAAUUUUGUCCCAUUCCUCCUGACAGAGCUGGUGUAACUGAGUCAGGUUUGUAGGCCUCCUUGCUCACACACUCUUUUUCAGUUCUGCCCACAAAUGUUCUAUGGGAUUGAGGUCAGGGCUUUGUGAUGGCCACUCCAAUGCCAUUUUGCCACAACUUUGGAAGUAUGCUUGGGGUCAUUGUCCAUUUGGAAGACUCAUUUGCGACCAAGCUUGAACUUGAUGUUGCUACAAUACAUCCACAUAAUUUUCCUACCUCAUGAUGCCAUCUCUUUUGUGAAGUGCGCCAGUCCCUCCUGCAGCAAAGCACCCCCACAACAUGAUGCUGCCACCCCCGUGAUUCACGGUUGGGAUGGUGUUCUUCGGCUUGCAAGCCUUCCCCUUUUUCCUCCAAACAUAACGAUGGUCAUUAUGGCCAAACGGUAUUUUUUGACAAAAAGUACGAUCUUUGUCCCCAUGUGCAAUUGCAAACCGUAGUCUGGCUUUUUUAUGGCGGUUUUGAAGCAGUGGCUUCUUCCUUACUGAGCAGCCUUUCAGGUUAUGUCUGACUCGUUUUACUGUGGAUAUAGAUACUUUUGUACCUGUUUCCUCCAGCAUCUUCCCAAGGUCCUUUGCUGUUGUUCUGGGAUUGAUUUGCACUUUUCGCACCAAAGUAUGUUCAUCUCUAGGAGACAGAACGCGUCUCCUUCCUGAGCAGUAUGAUGGCUCUGUCGUCCCAUGGCGUUUAUACUUGCGUACGAUUGUUUUGUACAGAUGAACGCGGUACCUUCAGGUGUUUGGAAAUUGCUCCCAAGGAUUAACCAGACAUGUGGAGGUCUACAA